CGUGGCGGGGCGAGCAAACGGACACCGAUUGGCACCUUGACCGCGGCGAUUUCCGUAGCCGCCGCCGUGGCAGCCUCCAGCACCACCGGCCGCCAACGCCGCCUAAGCCCCUCCGCCGUGCGCUGCUCGUCCUCCGCGGCCAACGAGCGGCAGGCCCUCUUCAGCCGCAUCGCCCCCGUGUACGACCAGCUGAACGACGUGCUCAGCCUGGGGCAGCACCGGACGUUGAAGCGCAUCUGCGUCUCUUGGUCAAGGGCGAAGAGAGGGGAUUGUGUUCUUGAUCUCUGCUGUGGAAGCGGGGAUUUAGUGUUCCUGCUGUCUCAGAAGGUCGGCCUAGAUGGAGAGGUUGGUGCUGUCGAUUUCUUGAGGCAGCAACUGCAGACAUCUGCUGACCGUCAGGAGCAACGCUGGAAGCUGUGCUACAAGAACAUCAAAUGGAUCAAGGGUGAUGCACUUGAUUUACCUUUUGCAGACUGCUACUUUGAUGCUGUCACAGUUGGCUAUGGGUUGCGCAAUGUUGUUGACAAAUCCAAAGGAAUGCGAGAAAUAUUUAGAGUCCUGAAACCAGGAUCAAGAGUGUCUAUUCUUGAUUUUAACAAGAGCUCAUCCCUUUUCAUGGCAUCAUUACAGGGUUGGAUGAUCGAAUUAGCUAGUGGCUAUGGACUCACUGAAGAAUACAAGUACUUGAAAAGCUCCAUAUCGCACACUUGCGGAAUUCGUUGCAUAGUCUUUCAUCGCAGUAUCUAACAGGAGAAGAAUUGGAGAAGUUAGCCAAAGAAGCUGGGUUUUCUGCAGCCAAGCACUAUGAGCUUGGUGGUGGACUCAUGGGGAACCUUGUCGCAACUCGCUGGGUAGAAUUGUAGCGAUAAACUCUCAAUUUCUUGCCCUUCGGCGCAGGAGCGGUUCGAUCGAAAUCAGAUGGAUGAGAUGAAGGCCGGCACUGAGCAUACCGAUCUGCCACUCGGGAGCUAUCAUCUGACUGGAUCUUGUGUCUUAUGCAAACGUGGAUGUGCGCUCAUACAAAUUUCAGUUUUUGUAAUUGGAAGGCAUGAAGAUAGGUAAAAGUUUCUGGCCCUCGGUAUGCAUUGCUCUCAAGAGAUGAGAUGCAUUGCUCUGAGUCCUCUGCUCUCCGUUUAAUCGGUCCCCAUUACGAGUCGGAUCAGACCUGCUGUACUAGUAUUUACUCGUAUAUUCAGUGCUUCGACCUACUUCACUGCAAUGGUACCAAUGUAUAAAUAAGCCCAA
Molecule: messenger RNA, 1245 nt
Organism: Phragmites australis (common reed)
Lineage: Eukaryota; Viridiplantae; Streptophyta; Magnoliopsida; Poales; Poaceae
Product: 2-phytyl-1,4-beta-naphthoquinone methyltransferase, chloroplastic-like
Exons: 9
Molecular function (GO): methyltransferase activity
Source: RefSeq, a predicted model, not a curated record